Molecule: messenger RNA, 4984 nt
Organism: Stomoxys calcitrans (stable fly)
Lineage: Eukaryota; Metazoa; Arthropoda; Insecta; Diptera; Muscidae
Product: zinc finger protein 423
Exons: 2
Coding region: 315-4436 (1373 amino acids)
Biological process (GO): regulation of transcription by RNA polymerase II
Cellular component (GO): nucleus
Molecular function (GO): DNA-binding transcription factor activity, RNA polymerase II-specific; RNA polymerase II transcription regulatory region sequence-specific DNA binding
Source: RefSeq, a predicted model, not a curated record
AGACCUCCAUUACACGAACAAAACGACAGAUGCAAAUAAAAUUAAAUCUUCGAAGUGUUUGCAAAACUAUAAAAAUAAUUAAAUAAAUAAAAACUAUUUGGAGAAUGUGCGGCAUUCACCAAACGGGAGGGGCAUUUUUAACAAAUUAGUGAGUAAAUCAAAUGGGAGACAAAAGUUUCACCAUAAAGAAGAGGAAUAACGCUUGAAUGAAAAGAGCAAUCAAAAAGGUAGAAUUAAAAUCUGGAUUAAGUCCAAGCCUUAUGAGAAAGUUAACUUACAAUUUAAAGCAGUUGUAAGAGGCUUAAAAUACUAAAAUGGAAGAAUUGGAGCCCUGGAAUAUGUUUACUACAAACGACGCAAACCCAGACGAUGCGGACGUUGGUGGUGGAGAAGAGGAAGGAGGUGGUGAAAAAGAGGCCGACGACAAUGAAAGGAUAGAUGAUGAGCAAAAAGACGAUGAGGAAGAAGUUGACGAACCUUUCGCUAUACCAUCACCAGUACAGGACAUGCAGGUUAAGGAAGAGCCUCAGGACACUGAAUUGGAAGAACCCAAUCAAACAUUCGAAGAUGCAUUUGGCGAUGGCAAUGGUUUCGGUUUUCAUUCUAUACUUCACGGUGAUAGAGAUAUUGCUGAAGAUGAUGCUUUAUUGGAUUUCAACGCCGAAAAUUCAAACUCUGCCCGUCCUAGCGCUAACAGAACUACACAAUCAGGCGAACUUCCUCCUUUGUCGGCGGAAGACGCUUAUUUUAGUAAGUUAAUUAAAUAUGAUGAUGCAAUUAUCUACAUUUGCCCUUCCUGUGGCAAGGAGUUCCGUUCUCAGGAAUCUUGGAAAAUGCACAUGAAUACAGUGCAUCACUUCAAUUCUAGGCGAGGUCUAAAUUUCAUCCAGUUGGAUAAAUUGUACCACGAAUGCAUCGAAUGUAAUAAGCGAAUUGCUAUGCAUAGCAUGGAGAACUUACUAAAACAUAAAUUCACGCAUCUGCCAUACCGUUGUUGUAAAUGUUUCAUAUGCAAACGCCAAUAUAAAUACCGACAAGAUUUGAUGGUCCAUUUGAAAAUGGCUCAUAGAGAUGAAUUGAUCGCAAUUGUUAAAGAGGAGCAUAAAAAUAUGCCGCCACGACCAGAAGCACAAAAUGCCACCAUUCGUUCAAUACUGAAUAGACCAAGUUCUAUACAGGUUGCAAAUUCCUCCUCUUCCAAUCGUGCAAAUAUUUCUAUUGGUCAUGUUAAGGAGAAUGCUGUCGAUCUUUUUGAUAGCGAUAACAUUGAAGUUCGCAAUGAAGUAAUAGAUGACGACGAUGAAGAUAAUUCUCUGCCAGGAAUGCCACCGGCGAAGAGGAUUGCCAGAGACUUGCCCUUAGUUGUGGAUGAUGGCUCAAAUACAAAUGGUUCGACACAAGAUCAGAGAAUGUUUGGCAAAUUGAGAAUAUUGGCCGACAUUGAUGAGUCAUUGGAAGAAUAUAUAUUAUUCUUAUGUCCUCAAUGUGGCUCGGAGUGCGACACUAUUGAGCAGUGGCAGCAACACGUUGAAUUUUCACACGAUUUGGGCACUAGAAAAGGUUUGAACAUGAGAGACAUUAACAAAGGAGAAGCUCAAUGCAUCGAAUGCAAUCAGACCAUAACAGCCAAUACAUUACAAAAUCUUCAACUGCAUAAAUUCACUCAUUUGCCCCAUAAUAAAUGGAUGAAUUGUAAAUUAUGCUUCAAUGAAUUUAAUGCCACCAAGGAUAUUAUCAAUCACCUUGCUGACAAGCAUCAUUUAAAACCAGAAAAAAAGACAACAAACAAUGUGAACGAUGAAGAUAGCCAAGAAGCUCUUGGUUUCGGUGGCGAAGACUACGACGAUGUUGUCGGUGUAGCUGAUACAAAAAAGCAACAGGGCAGCUAUGAUAUGGGUAGAUCUAGACUGGAUCGUGAUCCUUACGAACAGCAUAUUGAAUAUUUAUGCCCGCAAUGUGGCAAGGAGUUUAGCGACAAAAAAUUGUGGAAAAGACAUUUGGUUAAUGACCAUCAGAUGGGCGAUAUGGAAAAGUUAAAUUUUGUAUACAUCAACGAUCGCCAGUUGAAGUGCAAGGAAUGCGAUAAAAUCAUAACGAGUGCAUAUGGCAUACAGAACGCCCAGCAACAUCGCAUGUCGCACAUGCAGUUUAAGAACUUUGCAAAAUGUCGCAUAUGCCGCAAAAAGUACACAGAUCGUAAAGGCCUAACCAAACACUUGAGGACAGCUCAUGGGAUAGGCAACAGAACUAUGGGUGGUGCUGGAUCGCCAAUACCGAAUUUUGGUAGCCCCAGCAUGAACUCAAAUAACCCACACGCCUUCAAAUCGAAUGCAUACCCACAGAGAAGAGAAAUCGUUAAACACAGCCAUUAUACAUAUGAAAUUUGUUACUUGGACGAAGAGGAUGAUAACGAUUUCGAUAGGGGCACUGGCCGUGGUGGUGGUGGUGUUAAUUCUUCCACUUAUGACUUUGCUAAAGGCGAUGCUCACUUAUAUCGUCGAUCUUACCCAGCUCCAAAACCGAGUUUUGAACCAAUGUCCCGUCACAGAUGUGUGGAUUGUGGUUCCAGUUUUCCCUCCCAUCAGUCAUUGCAACAUCAUAUUAAAACCGAACAUGAAUUUGUUGACUACUCCUACAAAAAUUCUCCUCCGAACAGAACGACAAAUAAUGAAGAGCAGUCAAAUGAUGCAGACGAUUUGUUGGUGCCUAGCAAUCGUGUUGGUGAAGUCGUCAAAAGCGAAGAACCCACCACCGUGGAGUGCAACUUCAUAUACAUAUGCCCCCAGUGUGGUAUUGAGUUCAGGUUAAGGCAUUUAUGGCGUCGUCACAUUAAUAUGGAGCACAAUUUCGAUAAAAGAGAAUCAUUGGAUUUCCGCAUUUUAGACAAAUUCCGAUUUCAAUGCAGGACAUGCCAUGAAGUGGUGCAAAGUUCUAAGCUUAAAGGCUUACAGGAUCAUAAAUUCCGUCAUUGUCCAUUUAGGCAAUAUCUUAAGUGUUUGAUAUGUGGGCAAGCCUACAACCAUAAACCGAAUAUGAUAAGCCAUCUGAGGCAGCGUCACAAUAUUAUCGAUGCAGAACCGAAUGUGCAAGGCAACAUGAUGGAUGGUGUGAAUCAAAGAAGCAACCAAUCGAGUUUUUCAAAAAAUAGUUCCUCUUACGGGGCUCCAAAAAUUCCCUCCGAUUCCAAUGCCAAUGCGAAUGCAAAUCGUCCUCCCGGUCUUAAGACCGCAGAAGACGUCAUUUCCUACCACAAUGCCGUUGACCAUGAAUCAAUCACCUAUCAUUGUCCCUCUUGUGCAGAAACCUUUGAUUCGCAUGUUUAUUGGCGCAAACAUAUUGUUGACGAGCACAACUUGAAUAGUAGAGAAGGUUUAAAUUUCCGCCAACUUGAUGACCACCACUACAUAUGCUUGCAAUGCUAUAAACGUGUAACGGUCACCCACACCAAGGGGGCGAUUGGCCAAUUGCAAUCGCACAAGUUUAGACAUUUGCCCUAUAAGUCAUUCCAUUGUACUGUAUGCAAUGGUGAGUUUGUGCGUAAGCAAAUGUUCUUCAAACAUUUGGACAAGAUCACCAAUAAGUGUAAUGGCACAAAUGCAGAGGCUGGUGCCACAGGCAAUGCAGCAGAUCGCAAUGAUUCGCAGCAAAUGGACGAAGAUUCGUCCUUCAGAAUGUCCGAUGGUGGAAAUAGUACGAUGGUUGAGGCAGAUAGUGCUCGACCCUCAGGGAAGAAUGUGUGGCCAACACGAGCCUCGUUGCCGGCACAGCCAACCACCUACGACUUGACAUCCGAGAAUCAGGGCUGUUUCACCCUAAGCUGUCCUCAAUGCGGCAUUGAAUUCGACUCGACUCGUUCUUGGCGGGAGCACAUUAACAUCGAACAUAAUCUCAACAGCCGUUCGGUAUUGAAUUUCAAAAAAAUCAACUCAAAACUUCAUCUUUGUUUAGAAUGCAAAGAGCACGUGAAUGGUCGCAAAUUGCGCGACUUGCAAGUGCACAAGUUUAAGCAUUUACCCUAUGGGGCAUAUCUGCACUGUCGUUUCUGUUCCAUGAAUUAUUUCCAUAUAAGCAAUAUGCAAGAGCACUUGAAGAACAAGCAUCCCCAAAUGGUGCAGAAAAUGAAAGUAGACCACUAUGAGGAGGAUACGGCCAAUUUUGAGGCAGAAGAAGAGGAGGAUGCAAACAAUUUCGCUGGUGGCGAUUAUGAUGAUACCAUGACAACCCCACCCAAGGCAGACGAUGAUGAAGAGGACGAAGAGGGAGAGGGAGAUGGUGAGGGAGAUGGUGAGGGCGAUGGUGAGGGCGACGGUGAUGGUGACGACGGUCCACCAUGCCCCGAAGAUAUAGUGGACAUUGAUUUGUUGGAGGCCGAAGCUGAAAUAGAAGAGGUUGAUCCUGAUAAUGUUGAAUCCGAUGACCAAUAUCUAUUGGGUUAAAGUGGCCAAGCAGCCAGGCACAUAAAAUAAAGCAAAUAAAGCAUUCAUAACAAACAUCUACGCAAAAUUAAAACGAUUUGUAUUAAGGCCCCUUGAACAAAACUAUGUAUAAGUAUAUAUGUAUUCCAUAUGUACUACAUCACCUUCCAUAACCAUUUCAUUUCAUCCAUUUCCCUCACACCCUCACUUCAAUAAUUUUAUAAAGUUUUAGUAUUAUUUAUCUUUUUAGUCUUUUUUUUUUUGGUAUUACAGUACGAUCAAACGUGUUGUAAAUUUCCUCAAUGUCUGCUCUAAUUUAUACUCCCGUUUAUUUCUGAUGCAAACAGAUACUCCAUGCCCCUCAGUAAUCUCACACCACGAAUUGUAUUCUAUUGCCACAUUUAUAAAUGCUUUCUUUUUAAAUUAUAAAUUAAGUUCGUUCACCCCAUAAUUCUCAUAAUUUCUUUUGCUUAAUUGUUUAAAACAAAAGAAACAUUUAGAAAUCAUUACUAAUACUAUUUACCAGAAACAAAUCAACAUUAUAAUAAAGUUUCAAUUGUAAAAUUAAA